Molecule: messenger RNA, 5072 nt
Organism: Hypomesus transpacificus
Lineage: Eukaryota; Metazoa; Chordata; Actinopteri; Osmeriformes; Osmeridae
Product: neural cell adhesion molecule L1.1-like
Exons: 29
Coding region: 167-3997 (1276 amino acids)
Biological process (GO): cell-cell adhesion
Molecular function (GO): protein binding
Source: RefSeq, a predicted model, not a curated record
UUAUAUCACUGCAGCAUCCAUUCAAGCAGGAAAAAGACCCACUUAGACACAAACAGAAAUAAGACGGAAGAGACCAGCGCUGGUAUAAUAACCCCAACCCAGAGCAUAGGAGAGGCUGAGACCACCAUCACCUGCUGAGUGUCUGAGGAGGAUGGACCUGUGAGAGAUGUGUUUAUCACUACAGUUGGACAGGAGGGGGCGCAGCUGCCCUGCACUCCUCCUCCUCCUCCUCUUAUCCUCCCCUCCACCUACCCAGGGAGCCAUCAGCAUCCCCAAAGACUACAAAGUGCAAAACAUGAUGCAGCCCCCAGUGCUGACAGAGCUACCAGAGUCCUACACAGCCUUCACUGUAGAGGACAUCAGCCUGGCCUGUGAAGCCACUGGUAUCCCCACACCCAGGUUUCGCUGGGUGAAGGAUGGGGAGGAGUUGCUAUUGGAGGACCAGAGUUCAGGAACAUUCACAGCUAACGGACAGGAACCACUGAGUAGUUACCAAGGCAACUACCGUUGCUACGCAUCCAACACACUGGGCACAGCCAUGACACACACUGUACAGCUCAUCACAGAAGCCACUCCAACUCUACCCAAGCAGAGGAGAGGGCGUAAGACGGCAAUAGAAGGAGCCAGCAUCAUCCUGCACUGCAACCCUCCACACAGCUCCACCCCUCCACGUAUACACUGGAUGGACCGCAAGCUGAACCACAUAGGGCAGAGUGAGCGCGUGACCACGGGGCUGGAUGGAAACCUGUACUUCGCCAACCUGUUGAGGGAAGACAGCAGAGACGACUACACCUGCAACGCCCAUUAUAUAGGAGCCAGGACCAUCCUGCCCAAGGAACCCAUCUCUCUCUUGGUCACCCACAGUAAUGAGGUACUGGGCAGCAGAAAGCCCCACCUACUGCGCCCAUCUGGCCAGCACAGCUCCCGGAUGGCCCUCAGGGGCCACAUUCUGCUUCUAGAGUGCAUCCCUCAAGGCCUGCCCACCCCUAUGGUACAGUGGAGGAAGAAGGACGGAGAUCUGGCAGAUACGGGUGCCCGGGAGGAAAACUAUGGCCGCUGGCUUCGGUUUGACAGCCUAACACAGGAAGACGACGGGGAGUAUGAGUGUGUCUGCAGCAACACUGCCGGCUCAGAAAAACACUCCUACACCGUCACUGUGGAGGCGGCCCCCUACUGGGUGAAGCAGCCCCAGAGCCUGCAGUAUUCCCCUGGAGAGACGGUGCGUCUAGAUUGCCAGGCCGAGGGCAUCCCCACCCCCAACAUCACCUGGAGCAUCAACGGAGUCCCCAUCACAGCUGUGGACCCAGAGCCCCGGAGGCGAGUGUGGGGGGGGGUUUUGAUCCUGAGAGAUGUGGAGUACGCUGACACAGCCAUCUACCAGUGUGAAGCCUCCAACACACAUGGCAGCAUCAUCAUCAACACUUACAUCUACGUCAUAGAGCUGCCCCCCCAGGUCUUGUCUUCAGACGGAGUGGUGUAUUGGGUCACUGAAGGGGGACAGAUCAGCCUGCACUGUGAUACCUUCGGAUCCCCCAGGCCCCACAUCUCCUGGGAGAGUGAAGGAAUGGAGCUGCUUUUGUCUGACCCUCGAGUUUCCCUGCUGACCAAUGGAACCCUGGAGCUGACCAACGCCAGUAGAGAAGAUGCAGGAACGUACACCUGCUCUCUCACACACACCAACAUCAGCAUCACUGCUCACCUGGAGGUCCUCAACCGUACAGUCAUGCUGAUAGGUCCUCAAAGUGAACGGCUCAUCAGAGGUAGUGAGUGCUCAUUGGACUGUCUGUUCUACAAGGAUCCUCAGUUGACUGAUAUCCAGGUGGUCUGGAGGAAAGAUGGACGCAAGAUCAUGGAGACAGACAAGUACACUACCUUUGAGAACGGAACCCUCAGAGUCAGAAGCGUCCAAUCAGAGGAUGGGGGGCUGUACUCCUGUGAGGUCAUCACCAGGCUGGACAAAGUAGAAGCUAGAGGCUCUAUCACUGUCGUGGCUCCUCCGGACCCCCCCAGAGCCCUCUCUCUGUCUGAGCUGCAGGACAACACUGUUACUCUCAGCUGGACACCUGGACACACUCACAACAGCCCUACCACAGAGUUUGUGGUGGAGGGGAGGGAGGAGCAGCACUCUGACGAGGGGAGGUGGGAGGAGAAGGCCCGGGUCUCUGGAGAUGUUGGCCACCUGGAGCUGCGUGUCCUCCCCUUCUCCACCUACCGCUUCCGGGUCACAGGGGUCAACGAGCUGGGCAGAAGUGUCCCCAGCGAGCCCUCUGACUCCUACAGCACUUCACCUGCUGUUCCAGGCAGAAACCCAGAUAAAGUGCGUAGUGAGUCCACCGACCCCGGGACUCUGCUCAUCAUGUGGGAUGAGAUGCCCCCCCGUGAGUAUAACGGUCCAGGGUUCCAGUACAAGGUGUCAUGGCGACAGGCAGGGGGGCGUGGCCCCCACUGGAGCCAUGCCUACACACCCCGCCCUCCCAUGCUGGUGAACGACAGCGGCGUGUUCACUCCCUGGGAGAUCAAGGUCCAGGCCGUCAACUCUCUGGGGGAGGCCAGAGAGCUCGCCGUUGCUCACAAGGGCCACUCUGGAGAGGACGUCCCCCUGGGCUACCCUACAAGGCUGAAGGUGCAGGUGCAGAACAGCACGGCCCGGGUGAGCUGGGAGGCCAUCUCCACGGAGCAGACCCGCGGCUUGUUGACAGGAUACCGGAUCUACCUGACCUGGAUCAAGCAUGGCCGCCAUCGCCGCGCUCUGGAGCGCCGGGAGGGAGUGUGGGGAGGCAGGGGGGGAGGGCAGGAGAGGGUGUUGGAGGACAGGAGGGUUUUGGAGGUCAACGCGUCCAAGACAGAGGAAGACAUCCCAGGCCUGAAGCUCUAUUCGCUCUAUGAGCUGUCAAUUACAGCUGUUAACAGCAAAGGGGAGGGGCCUCACACUCCAACACAGUCUUUCAACACACCAGAGGGAGCUCCAGGCCCCCCCUCCUCUCUCCAGUUUGAGAGCCCCUCAGAAACAGAGCUCAGUCUGCACUGGCGUCCUCCUCUCCAGCCCAACGGGAUCCUGACAGGCUACCUGCUGGAGUACCACCCCUUGGAGAGUCAGGAGAGCCCCCAGCAGAUGGAGUUUUUUGACGACCCCUCAGUGACCCACUUCCUGUUGAAGGGGCUGGACCCCCACCGCCACUACCUGUUUUCUGUGUUUGCCCGCACGGCUGCCGGCCGUGGACUCCCCCUGCAGUUGGAGGGCGCCACCUUGCUGGAUGGAGCCCCUCCAUCCAAUAUCAGCAUGGUAGCGGGAGACACAAGUGUGAACCUGAGUUGGGUCCCUGGAGACCGACAACGCAACCACGCCUUCCACUUCCUCUACCUCCGCAAGACAGCUGGGGGUGAGUGGGAGGAAUCAGAACAGGUGAACUCAACGCAGGGAUCCUAUUUGCUGAUGGGCCUCCAGCCUGGGACACAGUACCGCCUCCUCAUCACCCAUGACAACCACACCCAUUGGGAGGAUGAGAUACAGACUGCUGGACCAGAGCUGUCGGAGGUGUUGGAGGGCUUUGCCACGCAGGGCUGGUUCAUCGGCCUGAUCAGCGCCCUGGUGCUGCUGGUCCUGCUGCUGCUGGUCCUCUGCUUCAUCAAGCGCAGCAGGGGAGGCAAAUACGCAGUGAAAGAUAAGGAGGAGGGGCAGUUGGACUCUGAAGCACGACCAAUGAAAGACGAGGCGUUUGGUGAAUACAGAUCCCUGGAGAGUGACGUGGAUGAGAAGCGUUCGGCCAGCCCCUCGCUGGGCGCUGACAGCAAGCUGCCCAGCGACGACUCCCUGGCCGAGUACGGAGACAGCGUGGACAUCCAGUUCAACGAGGAUGGCUCUUUCAUUGGCCAGUACAGCGGAAGAGGACCCGUUCCCCACGGCAAUGAGAGUUCUGGCCCUGCCUCCCCUGAGAAUCCGGCCCCUCCCCCUCCUCUGGCUCCCUCCCUCUCGGCCAUACUUAAUAUGCCCACUUAGAUACACGCUCCCACAUUCACACACACAUUCACACAUACACUGACUAAAACACACACAUACACUCACUCUCUUACACACACACUUAAAUACACCAUACUGCCUGGAUCAAGGCAGUAAGCCUGCAUAAAUGUAAAAUGUAAAUCAAGACAGUAAGGAACUGACCAGUCUUACCCUGACUCAACUGCCUUUGAUGCCAAAACACACACACACAGACACACACACUGAUGCAUCAACAAACCCCAGAAGUCCAGUGCAUUUCACAGGUGUAUGUGAAAUUGUUUACAUAUUGUCUUGCCUUCUCUCCAAUUUUAUGUCAUACACAUGAUAGACCAACACACACACACAUACUGGCAAACCCCCUCUCUUAGUUCUACUCAUGAGCACUGUCCUAGAGCUGUGUCAUGCCCUCAAGAUAGAGGGAGGAGAGGAAGGAGAGGGAGAGGGUAAAAGGAUGGAGGGAGAGAGGAUAGAGAGAGAGGGUGGAGAGAGAGAGGGUGGAGAGAGAGAGUAGUGACAAACUUAACAUCUUAAAGACCAUGUCAUUGAUGCUUUUUGGUACCAAUAUUAAUUUACCAUGAAAUCAAUUUUCCAUACAUUUUUACACAUGCUUUAUCAUUUGUCUUGUGUCUUCAGUCUUUUCCUGUGUCCUCUGCUAGUGUGUGAGAAUGUGUUUGGAAUGACUUACUGUGAGCUGUGUGUGUGCCAGUAGCUUCCUAUACCUAAGAUGCAUGUUCUCAGAGGCGCGUGUGUGUGAGUGCAUGCAUGCUCUCAAUCUCAAACCCAGACAUACAGUGAUGAAAGAUAUGCCUUAAGAGAGUUUGGCCUCCUCCUCACUCUGUUUUCAUCUGUCCACCCAUCUAUCCAUCUACCCAUCCAUCCAUCCAUCCAUCCAUCCAUUCUCCCAACGCCCACACACACAAAUUAAAGCACCUCCAUACACAUCGACACUCACACAUAUGCAAACACACUAUUUGAAGCCUGCUUCAACAAAUCCAGGAGCCAUCUGUAGCUAAACUGGCUCCUAUGAAAGAGAGAGGGAGGAGGAGGAGGAGGAAGAGGGGGAGGAAGGAGAAGA